This is a messenger RNA of Verruconis gallopava, 1013 nucleotides long. RefSeq lists its product as uncharacterized. Bases 422 to 829 code for a protein of 135 amino acids. The transcript has a single exon. The record is from RefSeq and is a predicted model, not a curated record. NCBI's taxonomy places the organism in Eukaryota, Fungi, Ascomycota, Dothideomycetes, Venturiales, Sympoventuriaceae.
CGUCAAGGUCUUGACCUGCAAGCCAGCGUUGGGCUGGCGGUGAAAAAGAAAAUGCGUAAGAGCCUGGUCGACGCUUGAAUGGCAUUGUAUCACGUGCUCUAAGGCCGCUCGACAACCGCCGGGCGACUGUAAGCAACGGCCGCGACGCAGCGCAAGGUGAAGAGCGCUUGUACCGUGCAGCGUGGCUUUUCGAGCCUCCUGUUGGCGCCGUUUUUCAAACCCAGGCCCCUCUUCGAGAGGUGUCCAAUCAGACCGUAUCUGUUGCGACAUUGUUAUUUUCUCAGCCUGCCUUCGUCCUGUCUGAUAUCAUGUCGCUGCAGUCGUCUCCGAAUCCUUCCAAGGUCCGGUUAAGACUCAGCUCCCGCUUCAACUCAAGAGGCUCUCAAUCUCCAUUCCGAUCAGUCGUCUGAUAUCCAACCGGAUGGCCAACAAACCAAGCGUCCUAUUCGUGUGCGUUCACAACGCCGGCCGCUCGCAAAUGGCCGCGGCGUACCUUUCUCAUCUUGCCGGAGACGAGGUCGAAGUUCGUUCUGCUGGAUCAGCCCCGGCCGACUCCGUCAACCCGGUUGUUGUGGAAGCCAUGCUCGAGGAAGGCAUCAACAUCGCCGACCAAAAACCCAAGAUUCUCACACCAGACGCCGUCCAAGCCAGCGACGUUGUUAUCACCAUGGGCUGUGGCGACGCCUGUCCCUUCUUUCCCGGGAAGCGCUAUCUCGAUUGGAAACUCAAAGAUCCAGCUGGAGAAGGCAUCGCUGCCGUUCGUCCUAUUCGCGACGAGAUCCGUCGCCGCAUCGAGACUCUCAUAACGGAGCUGCGUUCUACAACCUGAAACAGUCCGGAAAGUCACUUCGCAGGCGCUCUGACCUCCCGAUUUUCGAGGUUCACAUUGCUGCUGACAAAGGAAAGAUUUGCUUCUCGCUUUAGACAAUCCUGGGUGGUGGCAGGAGGUAGAAUGUUAUUCAGUUUAUUGGUCCUAGACGAGGUCUACGAGAGAGACUAAGCGAUUAAAUCAC